CCCCCGGGUUUAAAAUGGCGGACGAGGAAGACGACAGCAAAAUGACGGCAGGAAAAGAUCAAAUUAUGUGCGAGCCGAGAAUUAUUGAGCUCAACAAAGGAACCAAUGGAUUUGGAUUUAAUGUGCGAGGCCAAGUGUCGGAGGGAGGCCAGUUAAAAUCGAUUAAUGGCGAGCUUUAUGCACCUCUUCAACAUGUGAGCGCUGUUGUUGAAGGAGGCCCAGCACACAAGGGAGGUGUUCGGGUUUUCGAUAGAAUCUUAGAAGUCAAUGGUGAAAAUGUGGAAGGAGCCACGCACAAGCAUGUUGUUGAGCUUAUCAAGAAAGGAGGAUCUCAUUUGAAACUUGUGGUGAUAUCUGUCAGCCAAUCAGAGUCUGAAAAACUAGACAGCGAUAGCUCUUCUGGUGCAGAAUAUUAUGAUUACUCUGAUAGAAGAGUUGCUCCUAUAGCUGUUCCUGAAACCAGACAAGUCCAAUGUGGAGGGGAAAGUUAUGUGGUUUAUAACAUUUACUAUAAUAAUAGGCACAUAUGCUCCAAGCGAUACAAAGAGUUUUCCAACCUACACACUCAAUUACGUAGGGAAUUUAGAGAUUUUCAGUUUCCAAAAUUCCCUGGUAAAUGGCCAUUCCACUUGACAGAACAGCAGUUGGAGGGAAGAAGAAAAGGCUUGGAGAAUUACAUGCAGCAAGUGUGUUCAGUAAGAGUCAUUGGAGAUUCUGAAUAUAUGCAAGAAUUUUUUGAAGAAAAUACUAAAAAGAAGGAGGAUGACAGUGGGAUGGAAGUUGAAUUAAGAAUUAUGCUACCAGAUAAUACAACAGUUAUUGUUGCAGUACAAAAGAAAUACAAAACUAGAGAAGUUUAUAAGGCAUUGAUUAAAAAAUUAGGAUUACGAGAUGAAAAUGCCAUAAACUUUGCUCUUUUUGAAAUAAUGGAUAAUGGUGUAGAACGUAAACUCCGUCGUAAUGAGUUUCCACAUAGCCUGUACAUCAGACGUUACACAGAGACUUCUGAUACAUGUCUUACGAUAAGAAAAUGGAUCUUUACGCUAUCGCGGGAAGUUGCUAUGGAUAGUGAUGAAGUGGCAUUAAAUCUUUUGUAUCAUCAGGCUGCUGAAGAUCUGAGGACAAGAAAAGUAAAAGUUGGAAAUAAAUUACAGAAGCUCAAGGAGUUGAAGGAUACUGCCAAAAAUUUAGAAUACCUUAACAUAGCAAGAACACUGGAGGGAUAUGGUACCGUGACAUUCCCUCACUGUCCUUGUGAUGCACGUAAAACAGGUCAUGUGAUUGUAGCUAUAAGUAUAAAGAAUUUCCAAAUGAAUGCCUGUACAGAUCAAGGAGAAAUUGAGGCACAACAGCAUAUACUUGAAUGGAAAGAAAUCACCCAGUUUGACUCUGAUACAGAGGCCAUGGCAUUCUGUUUUGAGUAUGCCAAGGGUGGAAAAACAAGAUGGGUUAAAAUUUACUCAGAAUUUUAUGAAUACAUGACAGAAUGUGUACAAAGAGUAAUGCAAGAAAUUGAGUGGAAUGAAAAUGAUGGGAUUUCACCAGAUGUGGCUGUGCUGCCAGAGGAAUAUAAAGCAACAGAACAACCAAAAGAAGAAGCUACAAUAAAGCAUAACAAGCCACCAAGUCCAUCAAGAACCAGAGCAAAAUCAGGAAAAUCAACAAAAUCACUACCCACAAAGCAAACAGAGGUCUUUAGUGGUGCAAUUGAAGAUGAUGAUUUGUAAAUGAAAGUAGAUUAUUAUCACAUUUGUAGAGAUUUACAUUAUUUUAUGCUAUAAGUAUAACUAUUAUUUAGUAUGACUAUGAUCACUGUCAGUGGUAGAUCAGCAUAUUAUUAUAUCCCUCAGAAUGACAGAGCAGAAAAACGACAAGGCUGCUACUUUUACGAUUUGUUCUUUAUCUCUCUUUCAUGCUARARAACGUUUAGUGUUUCAUUUGUUUCUCUUGUGCUUCAAACUUUUCACAAAAUUCUGCUGGGAGGUAUUAGUGAAAAUGUUAGUUUUAGUGCUGAUCAAAAUAUCAUCUCUCCCAACGUUCAGGGCGUUAUAUCUCAAAAUACGCAUUCCUUAAAUUUCCCCAAAUUUUGGUAUUUUGUUAAUCAGCCCCAAAAGAGCCUGUUUAUCAAAUAUAUAAAUCUUAUUAACACAUAAACGUCGCCCUGUCCCUCAGAAUAUUAGUAUAUUAAUGAGUAAAUAUUAGCCUUGCCUACACAUAUAUGCUUACAUUUUAUAAACCCCGGAUGUUUAUAUUUUAAAUGACUAAAAUUAAACAAGCUACAUCAAGAGUUUUGACUGAAGGAGUGUUUGGUCAAAAUUUGGACUCUGAGUAACGUGACCCUGAUGGAGGAAAGAGUGGAAUCAAGCGAGGCAAAAAGUUGAUUUUAACCUUGGAAAUUAGCGUUAAUGCCAUUAUAUUAAAUUUGGUAACCAUAGCAAUGGUAUUUAAACUACUUGGGUAGGCUUACGAAAUUUCCUCUUUCUCACUUUAAUUUUAAUUAGCAAACUUUAAGUACUGUUUACUAACGAGGAGUAUUUUAUCGGGUUUUGGAACCGUGAGGUGCAGUCGAUUGUCUUUUGACCUGAUAAAACAUGAUCUGUAAGUUUAUUGAACUGCUUUGAAAACUUAUGCAUAAUUCACAAACUUUUGGCGGAAUAAGAGCCACCAAAUACGUGGUUUGUACAUCAAUGUCAUGUCAUGUGCAAUUGAGUCCAAAAAAAGGCUCCUGCAAGUUGAAGACAGCAUGCAAAACUCUAGGCAGGGGCACUACCAUGUAGCUGAUAAGGUUACCAACAGUUUGUGUUGUUAGCAUGCAGGCUAUGUGCAUGGUCGCUCUAUCUGGUUCAGAUGCUCAUUAAUUAUUCAUGACUUCAUAAAUUUUGACAAAGUGAUGUCCAAUUGAAAGAUCUUGAAAUUUUGUCCAAAUUGGAACAGAAAUUAUGCUCAAAUCCACUCUUACAGGGCAAGAGUAUAAUUUAAUUUAUUCACAUACUUCUACACACUGGCUUUUGUAUGUUAAACUGACAAUGCAACGGGGGGUUGACUUUUACUUGGCCCAUGAAAAGAAUGGUCUUCAUUAAAUUAGCAGCACAGCUUACUAGCAUUGCAAAGACACUAAUAUUAUUAUUAUUGAAGUCAAUACUUAUAUCAAUUUAUUCAAUAGAAAAUAAGGAAAUAAUUAUCCACUAAAAUAUAUAUUUUAUGUGGUGCUCUGGAAACAUCCAGGGUUGUAUUGGGGCUUUUAAAGCCCAAACGCAUUAUGUAUGUGAAGGCAGUCAUAUUAGAUAUGGCAGGAAUAAUCAGUAAAUUUCUGAGAGCAAAUGGGUUUUGAUCUGCCAUCUGACCACGGGAAGCCCAAGAAGUAUUAUGGUAUGGGCAUGUGAUGGUGCAAAAUAUCUAUUGUGUAGUCCCAAAAAUUAUCCAUACUCCCACAGAGGAAUUUUUUUAAGACACCCCCCACCCCCUAUCCCCGGAAAUUCCAAUUUUCUUCCACGCAAACUCUGUAAUUUUAGUUCUUAUGUAACUUUAGUUCUUAUGGAUAAUUUCUGGAACUACRCAUUGAAACACAUAAUUCAUUGUUCAAAGAAUUAAUCUAAUGACAUUGCCAUAAUGCAGUAUUAAAUUUCAUAUGCAGCUAGUGUACAUAUAUAGUACUAGUAUUUGCUGGAAGGCACAAAAUAAAAUAAUACCAUUCAAAUAAGUUAAAA
Molecule: messenger RNA, 3707 nt
Organism: Actinia tenebrosa (Australian red waratah sea anemone)
Lineage: Eukaryota; Metazoa; Cnidaria; Anthozoa; Actiniaria; Actiniidae
Product: sorting nexin-27
Biological process (GO): intracellular protein transport; endocytic recycling; signal transduction
Cellular component (GO): early endosome
Molecular function (GO): phosphatidylinositol-3-phosphate binding; protein binding
Source: RefSeq, a predicted model, not a curated record